AUGCAAUUAAAUGGAAAUAUUGAAAAAUCAAAUUAUGAAUGUCAAUUGAAUAAUAAUUUAUUUCAAUUUCAAAAUAAGCCACAUUUAAGUAUUGAAUAUUUAGAAGAUGAAAGCGUUAAAGAAAUACGUAAUACAAAAAAAAGUAUUUCCUUAAUAAAUGUGAAUAAUGGCAAAUAUUUUAACAUUGGAUCUCAAACAACGAUAAAUGUCAAUGAAUUUCUUGUAGGAAAAUUAAAUUCUUUGACAAGUUCUUCAGUUGAAUGGAAUCAGUUGAUGAAUUGUGAUGAUAAAUUAACUGAAGAUAUUAUCAAGCUCAUAGCCCUUAAUUACAGUGAAAAUUGGAAAAGUUUAGGAAAAAAUUUAGGAUUUAAUUCAGAUGUUGUGAAUGAAAUAGAAAUUCGAAAUGUGAACAAAACUUUUAUGGUUUAUCAUACUUUAAAAGUCUACCUUAAGAUGUAUCCAAACACUUCAAUAGGAUUUAUUGCUAAUAUUUUAAAAAAGAAUUGUCAAUUCCUUAUUUUAAAUAAAUUGUUGAAGAUUAAAAAUUAA
Molecule: messenger RNA, 549 nt
Organism: Pediculus humanus corporis (human body louse)
Lineage: Eukaryota; Metazoa; Arthropoda; Insecta; Psocodea; Pediculidae
Exons: 2
Coding region: 1-549 (182 amino acids)
Biological process (GO): signal transduction
Molecular function (GO): protein binding
Source: RefSeq, a predicted model, not a curated record